This is a messenger RNA of Schistosoma intercalatum, 1224 nucleotides long. The record is from the annotation of a GenBank genome assembly. NCBI's taxonomy places the organism in Eukaryota, Metazoa, Platyhelminthes, Trematoda, Strigeidida, Schistosomatidae.
AUGGCACGUGGAGCUGGUGGUUUAUUAGAUGGUGGAUUUGUAUUUAAAUUAGGCAGAUUAUUUAAAACUCCAUAUGGUGGAGAAGGUGUUGAUUUUAUUGAUCAAUUAAAUUAUCAAUUUACUGGUGGACUAAUGGUUAUAUUUAUAGCAAUUAUCAGUUUUCGACAAUAUGUUGGUAAACCAAUUCAAUGUUGGGUACCACAAGAAUUUACUAAAUCAUGGGAAGAAUAUGCUGAAAAUUUAUGUUGGGUAUCAAACACAUAUUUUUUAUUACCUAAUGAAGAAAUACCAACAGAUCAAGUAGAUUAUGAAAAAGUUAAAUUUAUUGGUUAUUAUCAAUGGGUUGCAAUAGUUUUAGCUGGUCAAGCUAUGAUGUCAUGGGUUCCACAUUUAUUAUGGCGUGUUGGUUCAAGACGUUUACCAUUAUUAUUAAAAUCAGCAAGAGAAGCCGCUAUACCAGAUCGUGAAUUACGUUUAAAAGCGGUAUCAUGUUUAGUAGCUACAUUAGAAGAACAAGCUGAAUCUCAAUCAAGAUUUCGACGAAUUAAAUCAAUAUUAACUCGUUGUUUAUGUGGUGUUACACCAAAUGCACGUUUAACUAUGUUAUUUUUAUUUGUAAGAGCAUUAUUUGUAGCUAAUUCAGUUGGACAAAUUUAUUUAAUGAAACGUUUUACCGGUUUUAAUAGUACCGUAUUUGGAUUAAGAUUAUUACAAGAUUUAUCAGCUGGUGUUGAAUGGGAACGAACUGGACAUUUUCCCCGUGUUACAUAUUGUACUAUAAAAGUUCGUAAAAUGGGUCAAACUAAACCAGCAAGCUAUACCCUACAAUGUGUUUUGCCAAUUAAUAAUUUCACAGAGAAAAUCUACGUAUUUCUAUGGUUUUGGUUUGCAAUACUUGGUUUAUUAACUACAUUGAAUACAUUACAAUGGGCAUUAAAUACAAUAUUACCAUCACGUCGUGUACGAUAUAUUAAACAAUAUUUAAAAGCAUUAAGACUUAUAUCUAGUACAGAAGAACGUGAUUGUGCACGUUUUGUAAAUAAUAAUUUAGGCGCUGAUGGUGUAUUUAUACUUCAUGUUGUUUCAAAAAUAGCUAGUGAUCUUAUUGCAUUAGAUGUAACAGCAACAUUAUGGAAAAAUUAUCGACAAGCUAAAAUUACAGGAACAGAAGAAGAUGUUAAUCGAUUACUUGAAACAGUGAAUCGUGGUUCUUCUGUUGUCUGA